AUGUCUCUUAUGCAGGAUUAUUUGAUCAUAUUCUUGAUUUUGUCCAUGGUGUCGUCCGGUUUGAGCACCACGACACCCUCAGGAUAUUUCAAUGUCAUCGAGUAUGGAGCAGUUGGAAAUGGAAAAACUGAUGAUUCUCAAGCAUUUAUCAAGGCAUGGAAAGCAGUUUGCCAAGUUCAAACAAGCAGGCCUAUUCUCAUUAUACCAGCCAAGAAGUCAUUCCUGUUGAACCCUGUAACAUUCAGUGGUCCAUGCAAGUCCUUCAAAAUCCAUGUCCAGGUUUCAGGAAACAUAGUUGCACCUAACCAAAAAUCGGCAUGGAAUGGUAAGGCGACUAACAGGUGGCUGGCCUUCUCUAAUGUCAAUGGGCUUACUGUCAGUGGACAAGGACACAUUGAUGGCAGAGGCUCUGUUUGGUGGCCACAGCCUUGCUUACAGAAUGGUCAAAAUUGCAAGGCACCAACUGCACUAACAUUUUAUAGAUGUAACAAUCUUCGGCUCAAUGGACUAACACAUCUCAACAGCCCAAGAGUCCAUAUAAUACUUACCUCCUGCACUGGUGCAAUCAUAUCUAACCUUCGGAUACUUGCCCCCGAAACAAGCCCCAACACUGAUGGCAUUGACAUCUCCGGUUCAAAAAAUGUCCAAAUUCGUAAUCUUAACAUAGGAACUGGCGACGACUGCAUUGCCAUUGGUGGGGGCUCAUCGAAUAUCAACAUCACUGGUGUUUAUUGUGGACCAGGCCAUGGUAUUAGCAUUGGAGCCUUGGGGAAUGGAGGGUACGACGUGGUGGAAGAUGUACAUGUUCGGAAUUGUACAAUCAAAGGAACUUUAACUGGAGUAAGGAUUAAGACUUGGCAGGGAGGGAGUGGAUAUGCCAGGAAGAUCUCAUUCCAGAAUAUCAAGUUCAUUGCAGCUAAUAGCCCCAUCAUAAUUGACCAAUAUUACUGUCCUAGUCGAGUCAAUUGCCAAAACCAUACAUCCGCGCUUAAGCUGAGUGACAUAUCGUAUACUGGAAUUAGUGGCACAUCAGCGUCGGACAAGGCGAUAGAUUUGAGUUGCAGUCAGAGUGCUGCGUGCACCAACAUUGUACUUGACCGCGUUUAUAUAAAACCUGCAGUUCAAGGGAGGCCAGUUUAUGCAAGCUGCUUCAAUGCUCAUGGAAGAGCUACGCAUACUAAACCUGCUGUGAAAUGCCUACUGCCAUAG
Molecule: messenger RNA, 1209 nt
Organism: Cornus florida
Lineage: Eukaryota; Viridiplantae; Streptophyta; Magnoliopsida; Cornales; Cornaceae
Product: probable polygalacturonase At3g15720
Exons: 9
Coding region: 1-1209 (402 amino acids)
Biological process (GO): carbohydrate metabolic process
Molecular function (GO): polygalacturonase activity
Source: RefSeq, a predicted model, not a curated record